This is a messenger RNA of Mercenaria mercenaria, 2057 nucleotides long. RefSeq lists its product as uncharacterized. The coding region runs from base 1185 to 2057 and encodes 290 amino acids. The record is from RefSeq and is a predicted model, not a curated record. The transcript has 3 exons. Lineage: Eukaryota; Metazoa; Mollusca; Bivalvia; Venerida; Veneridae.
UCUGGUAAUUGUAACAUCAACGUUUUCAAAAGAGCGUUAUUAUUCUGCAAAUGGAAAAAAUUGGGAACCGAGGAAUGAAGGAGACUGUUCAAGAUUUGUGUACGAGUAUAGUAUCUUAGAGAAAUUGAUUUUACUGGAAACAGAACAUGUUAAAUUGCGAGAAAGAAUCGAGAAUCUUGAGAAACAAAGGAAGAGUCCAUCAAAAGUGUCGGUACAUGUACGGCUAUCAAAAGCUACACCCUUGAGUGGAACGGAGAGAGUAAAGUAUGACAUGGAGAUAUCCAACAUUGGAGGAGCCUAUGAUUCGAAAAAUGGUCACUUCACCGCUCCUGUGCCAGGCAUUUAUCUCAUACAUGUUCAGUUAUGUCUAGGCUCGUCAGGACAAUGGAUGGAUUUAAAUAUUGUUAAAGAUGGUGCAGUAGUUGGUCGAGUGUUUUCUGGAGAUCAUUCCUACCACUCCUGUGGUUCGGAAGCAUUAAACAUACAUCUAAAGAAAGGUGACAAUAUCUGGAUUGUAAGGGAAACCGGCAAAUCUACCAGUCUCAAUCAGGAUCAUGGAUGGAACUCUUUCAAAGCUCUUUUAGUUCUCGAAGACUGAGAUGCAGUUCAACAAAUUAUUAAAGAAACCCUUAAGUAGUAUUCUUAGGCAUAAAUGAUAAUUGUCAAGUCAAGUCAAUUUCUAACUUAACUUACGAAGUACAUCAACUAUUAUUGAUAUCGCUAGAAUGAACUAUAUUAUGUCUUGUAAUAUAUUUUUCAGACAAUGAUAAAUAAGUUUGAACACCAUUUUCACUUUUCCCUGUUAUGUUGUUUCAUUGAUAAAGACUUCUAUUUGGUAUAUUUCAGAUACGUUUAUAAGUCACAAAUGGUUACGAAAUGUUUGCCGUUAACUACAAUCAUGUUACAAAAUUGCUUACAUAAUAUUUCUGUUUGUUUGGUAUAAUUAAGUAAAUGAUAGUCGAAGUUAAAUAGCUUUUGUUAAUUGACAUGGCUGAUAUUACACAAUCCUUUACUUCCGGUUUCAUUACCCUUUCUGGUUAUAAUGUAUCUUAAGCUAUCACGCCAGCAAUGCAGAUAUGGUAAAUUUGAACUUUAAUUCAUUUACUUUGUUAACAGUUUAGAUGUGGACACGGUUUGAUAAAAGUCCAAAUUGACAGUUGUCAGAUUUCAUUCUCUUAUAGAAAAUGCAUGAAUGUGAUAUUUGCAAUAAAUUGUUUUCAACACGUAAACGGCGCAAAAGACACAGGAAGCGAAUACAUGCGCAUUUAGAAUGUCUGUGCAGAAGAAAAUUCGUUUUUGAAUACGAAAUGAAACGUCACAAAACAAUGAUGAGGAAAAAUGCAAAAGCAUACCCGUGUGCUCAUUGCUGCUUAUCUUUUGAUACAGAAGAAGGUAUCCAGCAACAUAUUAGGCGUUAUAAACACCUUUUACAGUCUAAUGAUGAAAGAAAAAGUUACUUUGAUGAGUUCUAUAAAGAAAAUGUCAAAGUUGAUAAAGAAGACAUGACUGCUUCAAGAAAAAUAGCAGAUACUUUACUGAGAAAAAUGAUGUCACAUGUUAGAAAUCAGCCCGGUGGUACCAUCUUUAACCCAAACUUUAUUAAAGCAGGCAGUGUUCCGGUGAAUGCUAAAAUUGGCAAGGCUGAUGAAUUUGACACCAAUAUAGAGUUGAACGUAACGCCUACAGAAAUUCGUCGGCACGGGCAAUUGAAUUAUGAUUAUGUGGACAGUGAGGACACAUCUGUCCCUAGCAUGAAAGUAAUCCGUGAACUUGAAAAAUCUUCCGAAAGAAAAUCCAUACCAGAAGGAUUUGCAGCUGUAAAAGUAGACAAAGGCAGUGUUCCAGAUACAUACCUUCAUGGCCAAGAUAUCAUACCACGACAAGUAAAGCAGGACCUAUACAAUAAAAUGGAAACUGCUGAAAAUGAACUUGCCUUGACAUGUAAGUGUGAAGAAUUUGCAAAUUUCAGCAAAUAUAUGCACGAAUCACUAACAUUUCAUAUUGAAAAUAAGUUUACUAUAUUCAAUUUCAUUCUGACUUUUAAGUCAUCCAUUUAA